Drosophila obscura is the source of this 2689-nucleotide messenger RNA. RefSeq names its product mitogen-activated protein kinase kinase kinase 7 (gene Tak1). The transcript is spliced from 9 exons. Gene Ontology annotation, biological process: JNK cascade; protein phosphorylation; positive regulation of canonical NF-kappaB signal transduction. The record is from RefSeq and is a predicted model, not a curated record. NCBI's taxonomy places the organism in Eukaryota, Metazoa, Arthropoda, Insecta, Diptera, Drosophilidae. Bases 439 to 2490 code for a protein of 683 amino acids. Gene Ontology annotation, molecular function: magnesium ion binding; MAP kinase kinase kinase activity; ATP binding.
GCACAAUAAACGGUCACACUGCGAAGCCAAAAUCGAAAAAUGAGAAUUAAAUUUUAUUAAGAAUUUCUGCUAAAGCGCUGCCCCGAAAUACCAAAACAAACCACUCAAGUGCAUCCAUUAGCCGCCCCAUGCUGAUGCGUUCCACGUGACUGUUGAGUGUGUGUAGUCCGCAGGCAGAGGCACACACGGUCCGGUCCCCUUCCCAGACCCCGUUCGGAUGUGGAGGAUGUGCGCAUUCGCGUUCCGUGCGAAUCUCUGCUGGUCGAUAUAGAACUUCUGUGCCUGCUCCACCACUACGCCAUCGAUGUCUGCAGGCCCCAAAGAAGUCUGAUUGCAAGCAAAUAGAGCACACACACUUGACACCAGCCACCACCAGCCAGCAGACAGCAAUCGUCAGGCAUCCGUGCGGGCAAGUAGAAUCAACAGCAGGCAGGCGGCAUGGCCACCGCAUCGUUGGAUGCACUGCAGGCAUUCCAUGUGGACUUUAGCGAGCUAACGCUGCGAGAGAAAGUUGGACACGGCUCCUAUGGGGUGGUCUGCAAGGCUGUGUGGCGCGACAAACUGGUGGCCGUCAAGGAGUUCUUUGCCAGUGCCGAGCAGAAGGACAUCGAGAAGGAGGUGAAGCAAUUGUCGCGCGUCAAGCAUGUGAAUAUCAUUGCCCUGCAUGGCAUCUCAUCGUACCAGCAGGCCACAUAUCUGAUUAUGGAAUAUGCCGAAGGCGGCUCACUGCAUAAUUUUCUGCACGGCAAGGUCAAGCCGGCCUACUCGCUGGCCCAUGCCAUGAGUUGGGCACGCCAAUGUGCGGAGGGCCUGGCUUAUCUGCACGCGAUGACGCCAAAGCCAUUGAUACAUCGCGAUGUCAAGCCGUUGAACUUGCUGCUGACCAACAAGGGACGCAAUCUGAAGAUAUGUGAUUUCGGCACAGUGGCCGACAAGUCCACCAUGAUGACCAACAAUCGUGGCAGUGCUGCCUGGAUGGCACCCGAGGUAUUCGAGGGCUCAAAGUAUACGGAAAAAUGCGAUAUAUUCAGCUGGGCCAUUGUACUCUGGGAGGUGCUGUCGCGCAAGCAGCCCUUCAAGGGCAUUGACAAUGCCUACACCAUACAAUGGAAGAUAUACAAGGGUGAACGUCCGCCGCUAUUGACGACCUGCCCCAAGCAUAUUGAAAAUCUAAUGACAGCCUGCUGGAAAACGGCACCCGAAGAUCGGCCAUCCAUGCAGUAUAUUGUGGGCGUUAUGAAUGAGAUUGUCAAAGACUAUAUGGGCGCUGACAAGGCCCUGGAAUAUACAUUUGUGAAUCAACAGAUUGUCACCAAAGAGAGCGACGGCACUGUGGCCGCUCAAUAUGAUAGUAGUCUCAGUUCAACAACGGAUCUGAGUCUCUCGUCCACACAGUUAACACCGACAACGGCGGCCAAUGCCAAUGCCAAUGCAAAUGCCAAUGCAAAUGCAACAACGACUAGCUCAACGACCGAAAAUACUACCUCAUCAUCAACAUCAUCGGCAGAUAUAACGCCAACAAAUUCGGGCCAACUUGACAAUAAUCCUCUAUUCCAAAUGAGCAGCAAUCGCUGGGACGCCAUACCCGAGGAGGAUAGCAAUGAGAGUCAGACGAACGAUAGCUUCAAUUUAACGUCCUCCGUGGAGGCAACACAGCGACUCGAGACCAUACGCAAUGGCAUGAUUCAAAUGGCCUGCACACCCAUGGAACAGCUCACCCUCGAUGUGGAGGCGAAUGGCUUCGAUUUGAGUCGCAGCGAGAGCAGCAGCAGCAGCACGCAUGCCAAAAGCGAUGGGCGCGAGCGACUCACGGUGACGGACACCAAGCCGGUGAUAAUGACCACCACCGAUUUGACGAACAACAACAGCGAUGGCCACGGCCAUGGCCAUACGAAUGGAUUGCUGAGCCAUGCCCAUGCCCAUGCCCAGCAGGAGCAGGAUCUGGAGCAGGAGGAGAUUAACAAUUCGCUGGACGUGGACGUAGAUGCGGAUGAGAAUGACGGCACCGAGCAGUCGCUGGCCGAAAUACUCGAUCCGGAGCUGCAGCCAGAGCCACCCAUACCGAAUAAUGCCGAAUCGCAGUCCAUCUACCGUGAGCAUCGUCACAUGGCCAAAGAGUACCUGAGCGUGGACACGAACCUCUACUAUGCGCAGGACUUCAAGGAUAAACUGAUACUCCAGAUGGAUCUCGCCGAGCGCGACCAGAAGCAGGAGCUGUUGCGCAAGAUUAAGGACAAGGAGGGACUCCAGAGCCUGUACAACAAUCUGCAGCAGCAGUGGGAGAAGCUGCCCGCCUCGCGACAACUGCAGGCCGGCCACCAUCCGCACUUGCAUCCACAUCCCCAUCCACUGACAGGCGGCGCCACUGGCCAGGUAUGGGGGGGCAACGGUGGCCAGGAGGUGGCCGCUGCUGCUGGUGGCAACAUAAGCGGCGUCGAUACAGUCGAGAACGAUGGCUGGGUGGUCAUACCGCCACAUUCUAACGCGUAGUGCCAGUGCCAGUGCCAGUGCCAGUUGAAGUCGAAACACCCAUUCAAAUCGCAUAUGACUCUCUAAACAAAAUAAGUUAAAGCUGUAAUAUCUGUAAACCCUUAAUUUAAUCUGUAUCUCUAGCUAUAGAACUAUAUAUCUGUGUGUAUGUGUGUGUUGUGUGGGUGUAUUAUUUUUUUUUCUGCUACGUUUUGUGUCU